Paramecium tetraurelia is the source of this 1400-nucleotide messenger RNA. RefSeq lists its product as uncharacterized. Gene Ontology annotation, molecular function: metal ion binding. The record is from RefSeq and is a predicted model, not a curated record. The transcript is spliced from 5 exons. Gene Ontology annotation, cellular component: mitochondrion. NCBI's taxonomy places the organism in Eukaryota, Ciliophora, Oligohymenophorea, Peniculida, Parameciidae.
AUGAAUAAAAUUCUAAGAGGAUUUUCAACUGUAAAAUCAAUGAAAUACAUCAAAGAUAAACAACCUAUUUUAAAGAUUAGCGAAUUACCUUCUGGAAUUAAAAUAUUUACUGAAUAAACUGCUUUUCCAUUUGCAUCUGAUAUAGGAAUUUGUUUCAAGGCUGGAUUAAGAAAUGAGCUUCCCUCAGAAACUGGCUCACUAUUCAGUCUUAAUUAACAUAUGUAUCAUAUUUCUGAAAAUGAUUGUUUGGAAAAUUUGUAAAUUUAUCAGCUAUUUAGUGAGCAAACUCUUCGAACAGGCUGCAUGCUGGAUUAAACAUAUGAUUCAGAAUUAUCAUAUUGGAAAUGCUAAUUUAUAUAGGAAGAUUUUGAUAUGAUUGUAGAUGUCCUAUUAAAGCUUGCUUUGACGACCAAGAGAAUUGCAAAAGAAACCAGAGAUUAAUUUAGUUAAAUGAAUAUUCCUUAAGAGAGAAUGACUGUAGAUGAAGUUAUUAAAAGAGCUGCUUUUGGCACACAUCCAUUAACAAAUGCUAAAACAUCAGCACAAAUAUUGCCAAAAUAAGAAGACUUUUCAAGAUUUUAAGAAUAAAUGCUUACUAGUUAAAAUAUGAUUAUUGGUUAUGCAGGAGUGUGGAGUCAUGAAUAAUUUAGAGAAUACAUUGAAAAAAAAUUAGUAAAUCAUCAAUAAUUUUUCUAAAGGUAAUUAAGGAAAUAAACUUCCCCAGAGUUCCAUUCUCAAGUAUUUGCCUUAAACGAUGAGAAAAAUGAUACUCUUGAUAUUGCAUUACUAUUUAAAGGAAGUAAAUGGAGUGAUAAGAAUAUGCCUACUCAACAUAUUUUAAAUCAAAUUUUAGGAUCUUCAAGUUCCUGGUCAACUGGUGGUCCUGGUAAAGGAAUGAGAUCCAGAACAACUCUGAAUUUAAUGCAAUCAAUAUAAUCUGUGGAAGAGGCAGCAGGAGUUUCUUAAGUGUUUUCAGAUGCAGGAAUAUUUGGGUUAAGAGUUUAAGGACCUCCUAGUUCUAAAUAGGAAUUAUACGAAUGCUUAAUUGAUGAAUUCAGAUAAUUGGGGUAACCAAUGAGUGAUGAGGAAUUUUAGAGAGGCAAAAACAUAGCCAUCACAUUAAUUAAUUUGAAUUUGGAGAGACAAGCUGAUCGUUUAGAAGAAUAAAUAAAAACAACAUUCCUGAUGGGAUAAAAUGCUGUGCCCCUUUAUGAGAGUUUGAUCGAAAAUGUUACUAAAGAACAAUUAUAGGAUUAUGUAAAAAAUUUUAUAAAUAAUUCUGAACCAACUCUUAUGUACUAUGGUAAAAAUGUAAAGGAUAUUCCAACAAUGUAAUAAAUUAAAAAAAAUUUGAGAAAAUGAUAUUUAUGUUAUUAUCUAUAUAUAUUUGAUGUUGAAAA